Molecule: messenger RNA, 558 nt
Organism: Solanum dulcamara
Lineage: Eukaryota; Viridiplantae; Streptophyta; Magnoliopsida; Solanales; Solanaceae
Exons: 3
Coding region: 1-558 (185 amino acids)
Source: RefSeq, a predicted model, not a curated record
AUGUUGGUUUAUGGUUCAGAAGUAGUAAUACCUGCUGAAGUGGAAAUACCAUCUUUGAGGAUUAUUCAAGAGGUCGGUUUAGAUGAUGCAGAAUGGAUUCGCAGUAGGAUUGAACAGUUGAUGCUCAUUAAUGAGAAAAGAAUGGACGCAGUUUGUCAUAGUCAACUUUAUCAAAAUCGAAUGGCCAAAGCAUUCAAUAAGAAAGUCAAACCUCGACAGUUCACACCGGGACAAUUAAUAUUGAAGAAGAUAUUUCCUCACCAAGGAGAAGCUAAGGGGAAAUUUGCACCAAACUGGCAAGGUCCUUACAUGGUUCAUAGAGUAUUAUCUGGAGGAGCAGUAAUCUUGGUAGAAAUGGAUGGCACGGCGUUAUAUUACAAGUUUUACACUGCCAGAUACAGGCGUUACAUUUACAAGCUCUACACCGCUGGAUACAGGCAUUACAUUACAAGCUUUAGACAGCCGGAUGCAGGCGUUACAUUACAAUCACUCCGCCAGACAGAGGACACCGCAUUACAACAUGGAACUCCCUUUAAGCAACAAACUCGAGCAAGCUAG